This is a messenger RNA of Acanthopagrus latus (yellowfin seabream), 3058 nucleotides long. RefSeq names its product solute carrier family 25 member 48 (gene slc25a48). Gene Ontology annotation, cellular component: mitochondrion. Gene Ontology annotation, molecular function: transmembrane transporter activity. NCBI's taxonomy places the organism in Eukaryota, Metazoa, Chordata, Actinopteri, Spariformes, Sparidae. The transcript has 7 exons. Gene Ontology annotation, biological process: transmembrane transport. The record is from RefSeq and is a predicted model, not a curated record. Bases 210 to 1160 code for a protein of 316 amino acids.
GCACACACUCUAUAAGAUCUCUUUUCUUUUCUCAGAAACGCGUCUGUGCGCCACUUUAUCAAUAAAAACCGAAGCAGCUGUUUUGUUUUGUUUUUUUCCAUCAUUGCCACUGAGGAUAAUCACAGAGCUUUUAUUGGCUGACUGAUGAGAGGCCGGAAACUGAGGCUUGGACGCACAGUAACAGCGGCAGCAGCAGCACUGAGGUGAAGAUGCAGAAGUCCAAAAGUUUUCAGUUGGAUGAUUUCCUCGCAGGGUGGAUCGGCGGAGCAUGCAGCGUCGUCGUGGGUCACCCGCUGGACACAGUGAAGACGCGGCUCCAGGCGGGGAAAGGCUACAAGAACACUCUUCACUGUGUCCUCACCAUCUACAGGAAGGAAACGGCCAUGGGGUUCUUUAAAGGCAUGUCUUUCCCACUGGCCAGCAUCACCGUCUACAACUCAGUUGUGUUUGGCUUCUUCAGUAACACACAGAGACUUAUAAGCAAGUAUCGCUAUGGCGAUGGGCGCCAUCCCUGUGGCAUGCUGGACCUGACCGUGGCUAGCAUGUUGACUGGACUGAUGUCGGUCAGCCUGGGAGCUCCAGUGGAUCUAGUCAAGAUCCGACUGCAAAUGCAGACGCAGACGGUUCUAGCAGAGAACCUGCAGCUCGCUGGUAACGUAUCGAACGGCACCAACAUCCCUCUGCGCUCCGUCAACAUCCCCGGCCAGAGGCUGUACCGAGGCCCCAUCCACUGUGUAAGCAGCAUCCUGCAGACUGAGGGCCUGCAGGGCCUGUACAGGGGGGCCGGAGCCAUGAUCCUGAGGGACGUUCCAGGAUACGUGCUCUACUUCAUCCCUUACACCAUGUUCUGCAACCUGCUGAAGCCCGACGCCAAGUCGAGCCCCCAUCCAUGUUCCAUCUGGCUGGCUGGAGGACUGGCAGGGUCUAUUUCCUGGGUCACGGCCACGCCGGCUGAUGUGGUGAAGAGCCGAAUGCAGGCCGAUGCUCAGCUGCAGAGGAAGUACAGGGGGAUCUUACACUGCAUCAUCCACAGCUACAAGACAGAGGGAGUGCAGGUUUUCUUCCGGGGAGCGUCUGUCAACGCCAUCCGAGGCUUCCCGAUGAGCGCCACCAUGUUCCUGACGUAUGAGCUCUCCCUGCAGUUCUUCAGGAAUCUGUAGGACAAACUACACAUGGACGUCAACAUGUCAGGGGUUAAAGGACGAACACUCAGUUUCUUGACAAAUGGGCAAACAGUUUGUUUGAGUGGCAGUUUAUAGUAAGGCAGCUGCUUUGGAGCUAAAGCAAACUUGCACUUAACACACACCAGAGCCUUUUUACUCUUUAAAUCAGCCCUGAGGUUGAACCAUUACUGACCUUGUAGAAAGAUCAGUAAUGUUUUAAACUAGUUCUUUUUUUUUUGGAGGUUGUCCUAUCAAAAGAAGCACUCGGACACUGAAGCCACCCAUGUGUUCCAGUGCUUAUAUAACAUAUGGAGCCAACAGGCUGCAGGCUAAAACUUUAGAUAGCUGACAGCAGAAACACCAGAACAUAUGAUAACGCCAUGACUCCAUGAUAAUGGAGAAUAUAAAACAAAUACAUUGGUAUUCAUGCAGAUAUAAUGGCAGUAUUUGUACAACAAACGGGACACAUGGAUAACUUUAGUGUCACCAUUCGCAUUGUUUAGUCGAUGAGAUGAGUAAUCUAAUGCUGUUUUACCAAAGAACUCUGCGUGCUCCUCGCACACUAAUAAUGAAUCCAAAAAAAUGAAAAUUCAGUCAUCAUCUCCUCCCCCCACGCUGAUGGAAGCUCAGGUGAAGUUUCAUGGUCCACAAAACAUUUCCAGAACUUCUGGAGCAAAAUCACUUUGCAGCGUUCUCCUAAACAACUGAAGUGUCAGAGGGUUUGUUUUAAAACAUCAGAAAACAGCGUGGAAAAGAAUGUGGGAAUCCUGAGACCCCAGAUUGAUUUUCAGAAAUGUUUACACCCUUUUUAAGCCGAAAUCUCCUCUGUGGGUGCACAAGCUUCGCCGCACAUGAAGGCUGUAAAUAACUCAUAAAAUCAAUUUGGUUUCUCGGACACUUGACAGAGCUGUAGGGAGACAUUUUAUGUUUUUAAUUAUUUUAGGUUUAAGUAAAAAGAAAAAAAAAAAAAAACUUGAGUAUAUCAUGACUGAAUUUUCAUCCUCCUGUCAGGUAGUUUUGAGGAAAUGAGAUGAUGUUGUCAGUGUGGGAUCUGUCCGUCCUGUUCCAGAACUUUGCGAGCAGAGUUUUGUUGUCGCACAUUUAUCUGAGCAAGAUGAAGACGUAUGAACUCAAGCUGAAAACAGAUUUUAUGAGGGAGGUGUUAUUUUCAACACAGCUGUGAGGCUGUUGCUUUAGUUAGCAUUCAGUCUUGAUUUGUUUUUCUAACUUAGUCCAGUUUUUGUAUGUUUGCACAUGACAUAAACAUAUAUAACUUUCAUUAAUUCACACAUGUAAUCAGUGACAUUUAAUCUCAGUUUCAGAACUUCUUUGAAAACUUUGAAUCAAAUUCCAAUAUAUGUUAGUUUGCACUUAAUUAAAUGAAAAGCGUUACAUAGGCUUGAAAAUGACUUGUUGCCUUCCAGUGCACAUGGACUGUUACCGUCCAUUGUACAUAUUAUCUCUGUGUGUUUCUUAUAUUAAGAAAAGUGAGUUUUACAGUUACGUCUUUAAACAUAAGUCUGUAGCAUGAACGUAGAAUCACUAACAUGUCAACCGUUACGUAGCAUUUGCAGUUAACAACGCACACUAGAAGGUCCACUCUAAAAUGAGAUAUUUGCCAUAUUGUGUUUCGACAAGGUCAUGUGAAGACAUUCCUGCACCAGAAGAUCAUUGGUUCUAGAGUUAGUCAUUGACAUAAAUUAACAUUUUCUUCACAAAAUGGCUAUUUCUCACUUUGGAGUGAAUUCCUUCAGACAAAUAUCUUCACCUGACUAACAGUUUUAUUUUGGGUAUCUUUUAUUCUCUUGUAAAUAAUUGUAAAUAUGCUGGCUGCCCCUCCUGAUGAUGGAGAGCCAGGCCUGCCUUAUUGUAAAUAAAUACAUAUUUUAAACACA